Aphanomyces invadans is the source of this 1588-nucleotide messenger RNA. Its product is annotated as dihydrolipoyl dehydrogenase. The transcript has a single exon. The record is from RefSeq and is a predicted model, not a curated record. Gene Ontology annotation, cellular component: mitochondrion; oxoglutarate dehydrogenase complex. Gene Ontology annotation, molecular function: flavin adenine dinucleotide binding; dihydrolipoyl dehydrogenase (NADH) activity. NCBI's taxonomy places the organism in Eukaryota, Oomycota, Saprolegniomycetes, Saprolegniales, Verrucalvaceae. The coding region runs from base 59 to 1543 and encodes 494 amino acids.
UGUCAAGUGGCUGCGACCGUCCCAUUGAGAGAUUUUUCCCUGCCGUUCAUCACUCAUCAUGCUGGCGUUCCGCUCCCUCAGCAAGCUCCGCAUGGCGCGGUCGUCCGCCGCGGCUUCAUUCAGCUCGUCUGCCACGGAAUAUGACGUGGUCGUCGUGGGUGGAGGCCCCGGUGGGUACGUCGCGGCGAUCAAGGCCGCGCAAUUGGGCCUCAAGACCGCCUGUGUCGAAGCGCGCGGCACGUUGGGUGGCACGUGCUUAAACGUGGGGUGCAUUCCGUCCAAGGCGUUGUUGCACGGCACGCACUUGUACCAUGCCGCGCAGCAUGACUUUAAGAGCGUCGGUAUCAAAGUCGACAACGUCAGCAUCGACUUUAACCAGUUGAUGAAGUCCAAGGAAAAAACGGUCAAGAUCCUCACGGGCGGCAUUGAAGGCUUGUUCAAGAAGAACAAGGUCGACUACGUCAAGGGAUUCGGGAAGAUUGUGGCCAAGGGCCAACUCAGCGUCGCGCUGAACGGUGGUGGCAACCAAACCCUGCACACCAAGAACAUCUUGAUCGCGACCGGGUCGGAAGUGACCCCGUUGCCGCCCGUCCCUGUCGACAACGAAGGCGGGAAGAUCGUUGACUCGACCGGUGCGUUGUCGUUGAAACGCAUCCCCAACCACUUGGUUGUGGUCGGCGGUGGCGUCAUUGGUCUGGAAAUGGGGUCGGUGUACGGUCGCCUCGGUUCUAAGAUCACGGUCGUCGAGUACGCCGACAAGAUUUGCCCGACGAUGGACCACGAACUCACCAAGGAGUUCCAGAAGCUGUUGACGAAGCAAGGCAUGACGUUCAAGCUGGGCCAAAAGGUCACGGCGUCCAAAGUCGACGGCGAUACCGUCACGUUGACGGUGGAACCUGCCGCCGGCGGCGACGCGACCACGAUCGAAGCGGACUGCGUGUUGGUCGCGACGGGCCGCCGCCCGUACACGGCAGGCUUGGGCUUGGAGGACAUGGGCAUUCAAACCGACCGCUUUGGCCGCAUCAAGGUCAACUUGAGCAACUUCCAGACCAACGUUGACGGCAUCUACGCAAUUGGCGACGUGAUUGAAGGCGCCAUGUUGGCCCACAAGGCCGAAGAAGAAGGCAUUGCGGUUGUCGAGACGAUUGCCGGCAAGCACGGCCACGUCAACUACGACGCGAUUCCGGGGGUUAUCUACACGUUCCCGGAAGUCGCGAGCGUCGGGAAGACGGAGGAAGAGCUCAAGGCCGCCAACGUCGCGUACAACGUGGGCAAGUUCCCGAUGAUGGCCAACUCGCGCGCGCGCGCCGUCGGCGAAACCGACGGGUUUGUCAAGGUGCUGGCCGCCAAGGACGACGACAAGAUCCUCGGCAUCCACAUCAUUGCGUCCAACGCGGGCGAAAUGAUCUCGGAAGGCGUCCUCGGCAUCGAGUACGGCGCAUCCGCCGAAGACAUUGGCCGAACGUGCCACGCACACCCGACCUUGAGCGAAGCGUUCAAGGAAGCGUGCAAUGCCGCGUACGACAAGCCCAUCAACUUUUAAGCGCACGAUGCUCGCAUAAUACCAAUAUCACCAGUUCAUCGACCG